Metarhizium robertsii ARSEF 23 is the source of this 855-nucleotide messenger RNA. RefSeq lists its product as uncharacterized. Lineage: Eukaryota; Fungi; Ascomycota; Sordariomycetes; Hypocreales; Clavicipitaceae. The transcript has a single exon. The coding region runs from base 1 to 855 and encodes 284 amino acids. The record is from RefSeq and is a predicted model, not a curated record.
AUGAAUCAAACAUAUCAUGAACAACAUUAUGCAACUGGACACCAACCUUACGGCGUCCCUGCCUCAUACAAUGCCCAGCAGCUCGCGGCGCAACAACAAGCACAGGCCAAUGCAGCUGCCAUGUAUCGUAUUCACAACCAGUGGCGCAGAGAUAAAGAAGAACAGCUGAAAGAUGUAGUGUGGGGGGCGCUGGCACCUGGUAUGCAACAAUGUGUCAGAGAUAUGGCUGCGAAAAGCGAUGAGCAUAGCCAGGAGUUGAGGGACAUACGGGAUGGUCUGACCUCAACAAUUGCGUCAGUUUCCGAAAAGUUGCACAGCUUCCAGGAAAGUGUAGUCUGCCAAUUCGGGGACUUGGGCGCGGAUGUCCAGGCGUUGAAGGAUGAGGCGCAACAGAUGCCGCGGCGUUUUCUGAGUUUCGAGGAGGACAAUGAAAGAAUGCGCACAAGUCAGGAAUGCCGCGACCAGGAGCUUUUUGCGAGGAUUGACCAGCUUGAAAAGAAGAUGCAGCUGCAGUCCGAGAGCAUUCUGAGUUGUAUCCAGCAACUGUUCGAGCAGGCCGAGAUCAAGAAUGACCAAAGACAAAACAAAGUCAUGGGCAUGCUUGGCGAAGUCUCGGCACAAAAUCUGAGCAUUCAGCGGUAUUUUUCGGCCCCCUUGAGCGAACCGAGAAUGAAGACAAGGUCCCAGGGGAGGAGGAGGAGCAUUGGCCAUGAACUACAGGACGUCCCCUUUGUUCGGGCUGCCAGAGACGCCGUAAUCAAGGCAUUAAAGGAGGAUCCUUCCCCCAGAAAACUGGACAAGAAGGAUUGUCCGCGUUGCGGGCCUUCAAAGCCAAAGCGCCGAAGACGGGGAUAG